AUGACGCCCGAUGAAUCGCUUGCCCUCGUCAAGGCCAACCUAGCCGAGAUUCUCAAUCCCGAAAUCAUCGACGAUGUUAUUAUCAACCAGAACCGAGCCCUCAAGGUCUACUGGGGCACCGCCACGACCGGCAAACCCCACUGCGGUUACUUCGUGCCCAUGGUGAAGGUCGCUGAGCUUCUUCACGCAGGAUGUCACGUUAAGAUCCUGAUCGCAGAUGUCCACGGCUUCCUCGACAGCCUGGACGCCGCCGCAGAGGUAGUCAAAUUGGAUGAUGAUCCCUUGUCAGGCGGAUUGGAUUAUCCGGUCAUGCAAGCACUGGAUGAAGAGUACCUCGACGUGGAUGCGGAGCUCGGCGGUGUCGACCAGCGCAAGAUUUUCACCUUCGCCCUCGACAACCUUCACAAAGUCGGAUACAAGAAAAGGGCACAUCUAAUGAACGCUCUAGUGCCGGGCCUUGGGCAGGCACAGAAGAUGAGCUCGAGCGAACCGACCUCCAAGAUUGGGCUGCUGGAUACACCCGAGGAAGUCGCUAAGAAGCUCAAGAAAGCUAUGUGUGUCCCAAAAGAGGUGGAGGGCAAUGGUGUCAUUGCUUUCAUCGAGCAUGUAAUCUUCCGCGUCCUUUCUCUAAAGGGACAGGUAAGGUUCACGGUGGAUCAGAGGGAUGGAGAGCCUCUUGUUUAUAAAGACAUCACCAGACUCAAGGACGACUACAAGCAAGAUAUCUUGACCCCACAGACGAUCAAGCCAGCACUGGUCAAGGCUUUGAAAGAAUUACUGACGCCGAUUCGAGAAGACUUUGGGAAGUCGGAGAAUUGGCAACAGGCUGACAGGCUUGGAUACCCUCCCGAGGAGAAGUUGGCCAAAACCAAGAAACAGAAGUCGACAAAACAGAAGAAAGAAGUAAGGGAAAAGGCUGCCCAGAUACUAGCACCCCCGAAUUCUGCGUCGGACUGA
Molecule: messenger RNA, 957 nt
Organism: Fusarium coffeatum
Lineage: Eukaryota; Fungi; Ascomycota; Sordariomycetes; Hypocreales; Nectriaceae
Exons: 2
Coding region: 1-957 (318 amino acids)
Biological process (GO): tRNA aminoacylation for protein translation
Molecular function (GO): ATP binding; tyrosine-tRNA ligase activity
Source: RefSeq, a predicted model, not a curated record